Molecule: messenger RNA, 209 nt
Organism: Scutellospora calospora
Lineage: Eukaryota; Fungi; Glomeromycota; Glomeromycetes; Diversisporales; Gigasporaceae
Source: the annotation of a GenBank genome assembly
CCUUUGCUGUUUUUGCUAUUGCUGUUUUUGCUGUUGCUGUUUUUGCUGUUGCUGUUUUUGUUGCUGCUAUUGUUGCCUCUGCUAUUUUUGCUGUUGCUGUUUUUGUUGCUACUGUUUUUGUUGCUACUGUUUUUGUUGCUGCUGUUUUUGUUACUACUGUUUUUGCUAUUGCUGUUGUUGCUACUGCUGUUUUUGUUGCUGCUGUUUUU